Messenger RNA from Planococcus citri (citrus mealybug), 2967 nucleotides. Its product is annotated as forkhead box protein N3-like. Gene Ontology annotation, molecular function: DNA-binding transcription factor activity; cis-regulatory region sequence-specific DNA binding. NCBI's taxonomy places the organism in Eukaryota, Metazoa, Arthropoda, Insecta, Hemiptera, Pseudococcidae. Gene Ontology annotation, cellular component: nucleus. The record is from RefSeq and is a predicted model, not a curated record. Gene Ontology annotation, biological process: regulation of DNA-templated transcription. The coding region runs from base 532 to 2100 and encodes 522 amino acids. The transcript has 11 exons.
UCAUUUCGUACGUUUUAUUUGCACGAAUAACGACGUCGCGACGAGGUCGUACAUGGUGCGUGAACGUGUAGAAUCGUAUUCGCCGCAAACCGUUCGUAAUUUGGUCACAUUCGCGCAAUUUUUUGACGUGCUUUUUGGGCUUUCAAAGCUCAGGUGACCAGCCACCGGAUACAGGAAUCAGGAACCAGGAAGUCAGAAAGCUACGAAUCGCUCGUUGAACCGAAUCGAAUAAUAUGACGAUGGGUGUGGAUAAAAUGUGUUCUUGAGAUGGUGACCAUACUCAAUAAUUUUGGUGUAGAGAUAUAGCUAAAUUUUUUAGACGAAAAAUUCGGGUGUGCUUGUGUCCGUGCUUGGUAUACCGGUGCGGUUGCCGGUGCGUACGGUGUGUGGACGACGGCGUCGAGCCCAAGAAUUAUUACCAGUUUACCAACGUCUCUUCGUUUCAAGGCUGGCGACUGCAUGCGUAACACUUUUUAAGUGAGUAGAUAUCAAAUUUUCGCCAUGAGAAUAAGUGGAGAUAAAAAUUAAAACAUGAGAGUCGCGCCAGACCGGCCGGAUCACAGCGAAAAUGUCGGCAUCGCUUUGAGCCAAAAUCCAGUUACUUCUGCCACAGCUGCCACCGUAACACUUUACUCAGCUGAUGGUCUUAUAGCUGUGCAAGAAGAACACGACGGCGUUGUCGCAGAUGUUCCACAAAUCGUCAGUAACUCAGCUGGGGAUGAUGACUUAACCUCAUUGACAUGGCUGCAAGAUAAAAAUCUAUUAAAAAGUGUGCACGAGUUACCAAAACACGAAUUUAUCGAUGAUAGUGCUAGUGAUUCGGCUUUUUCAAAUAGCAGUGCUUCCAGUACGUCUUCCCAUAAGAGUUCAAAUCAGUCUAUUAAUGUUAUAUCUCGCGUCUCCUACGAUCCACAGGUACACGUCAAUUCAAAACCUCCAUUUUCAUUCUCGUGUUUAAUUUUUAUGGCGAUUGAAGACUCGGCGGAUAAAGCGCUUCCUGUUAAAGAUAUUUAUGUCUGGAUUCUGAACCAUUUUCCGUAUUAUCGUAACGCGCCCACUGGAUGGAAGAAUAGCGUUAGACAUAAUCUUUCGCUUAAUAAAUGCUUCAAAAAAGUCGACAAGUCACCGAAUUUAGGUAAAGGAUCACUAUGGAUGGUGGAACAAAGAUUUCGCCCAUGUUUGAUUCAAGCUCUACAGAAAACCCCGUACCAUCAGUAUCAUAAAUUCAUACGUAAUUCCGGCACCAAGAAGAACAUAUCCGAGAACCCUGACAUUCGCGAUACCGAAUCAGUUAAGAAAUCGUCGCCAACCUGUGUCGAAGAAAAGAAGAAAGUUACACCUACCUCGAACGAAAUUUCAGCUUCUUCGCCUCCGACACCGCACCACGCUAUUUCUAUUAAAGAUAAUUUAUCCGAUGAUAUUGAUGCGGCCGCUACAGCGAUGCUGGUUUUGAAACACGGUGCUUGUGCUUUUGACAUUAAAACAGAAAAUGUUGAUUUCGUUUUGAGAGAUGGUACCGCUGUUACUGGAUCACGAGACAAAAGCACGGACGAAAACCCGGCUUUUUCCAGCUGCCCAAAUGAAGACCAUAAUUACGGAUAUCAUCACUACAAUUCAGUUAAAUCUGAACCCGAUUGCGUCUCCAGUACUUCAGCUGCGAAUAAAGAUACUUUGAACAGCGAUUACUGGAAUUCGGUCAAAGAAGACGAAGAACAAAGGAAAAUCGUCGAAGGUGCAGACGCUCUUUUAAAUUUGGCAGGCAUCACCACAACGUCAUCGUAUAACAUGCGCAAACGUUCGUUAUCUUCAUCCGAAGAUCAACAACGUUCGGUGAAGCAUUGCCCAGAGCAGACUUCCUACCGGCCUAGACUUCUGCGUAAAGAAAAAACCUCAAAGGUCAAUUGCAAAGAGUCAAUUAGUACCGAAACGUACGAAACCUCCAACGAAGUUACAAAUUAUUACACUAUAAGUAAAAGUAGCUCGAACGAAAACGGCGACUCGGCCGAAACAGACAAAUCAAAGUUUCAAAACAGUCGAACUGCCGUCACCAAUGGACGUAAACCUCGUAAAAAGCUAGAGAAAAAGAAAGCCAGAAUGUAGAUUUUGCCUCGAGGUUGCUCGCUGUACGAAUUUAAUCUCGUGCAGUUGAAAACCACCCUCUUAGACAUUGUAGAUGCUUUCAAUAUUAUGUUUUUAUCAAAAAUUUAAAAAAAAAAACUUGGUGAUAGUUAACUUUUUUUUGUUAUUUUUUUUCAAGUAUUUGUUUUCGCAAUUUCCGUUGUUUUGUUUUAUUUAUUUAAUAAUAUUUUCUUUUCUCUUGUAAUAUGUUGAGGUUACCAGCAUGUCUGGUCAGGCUGUACGUUUGGCAAUACGAAGUUAUCUAAUUUUAUUACGCGCUUGUGUUAAAUUUUUUAUGUAAUGAAACGACGGAUGUAGUUAUCAUAACUCUGAAUAGUUUUGGUACACGAAUUACCCCUCCCCCAUGUCCCUUUAUUCAUUUUGUUCUUUAUUGGUACAUAUUUCGACGAUUGAAGAUUAUAUCGCAUUGAUUGAUUGGAAAUUUUAUUGAAAAAACAUUUGUUAUUAUUUAUUUUUUCGUUUUUUAAAGAACUAUUGUGUUAGUUUAUAUUUAUUAUUUUUCUUUUACGAACUCUCUGUCUUCCUUUUAUCUUACACUAAGGUUAUAUAACUAAUUCUUCCUCUCUUUAUCACGAUAGUUUUUAAUUUAGCAUUUUGUGUGUUUUUUUUUUUUUGGUUUUGUUUUUUUGAGAAAAAAAGAAACCGGUGCAGCGUUAGUGUUAUGUAUUUUGAACCGAAGUUUCCAGCUAAUUACAUCAGAUAGACGAAACGAAUUAAUUUCUAAUUAUUCGUACAUAUAAGUUGAAAAUAUUUGCUCAGAUGCGUAUUUUUGAUGGUUAACGUAUUCUUAAGAAUUUGUGUAACGAUUACAAUUCGUAUGUUUAUGUU